AUGUCUGUUGAAGAAGAAGAAGAAACCAUGCUCUCAAAUACAACUGUACAUAAAAGAGGUAGACCCAGAAAGAGUCCAUCAGCAGCACAGAAACAAACACCUCCUCCUUCUAUUCUACAGCAACUAAAUACCCAAACACAACAACAGCAAGCGACUGAAAAGGGCCCUUUUGAUAAACCUAGAGAAGAGCUUUCCUACAAGGAUUUCUUCCCUGAUUUAGACAUAAGAGAGCCAUUAGCCAUCAUCAAGGUACCAGAAUCGUCAUUCAAACAGACUGUUCACCAUACACCAUCUGCGCCCACACCAAAAUCACCCUCCAUUGAUGAAUACGAAACAGCGUCAGAGGGGGAGUCUUCCUCUGCAGCGGCAAUAGCGAUGGCGACGGUAGCAAAUCCAUUGCAUAAGUUACCUAUACCGUCUUAUCAAAAGAUCAAGCCACAAAAGCAAAAGAACAAAAAGGAAGAAACUGGUGUUGUGCAGGCAUUUCAUCGUCCUGAGAACCAUUACAUUCGCUAUACUGAACCGUCAGAAUCUGAACUAUUUACCACCAUUGAAUACGACAUGGAUGAGCAAGACGAAGUAUGGUUGCAGAUAUACAACAAAGAGCGCAGAAAAGAAAAUUCAGGUCAAAUCUCAGGCGAGCUAUUUGAAGCCAUCAUUGAUCAGUUGGAAAAAGAGUGGUUUAAUUUGAUUAAAAACCUGCCCAAAAAGACAGCAGAGGAUCCCAUUUUGCCUGAAGACUCAAAAUGUGCAGUGUGCGAUGAUGGAGAAUGCGAGAACAGCAACGCCAUUGUAUUCUGUGAUGGAUGUAAUCUAGCAGUGCAUCAAGAUUGUUACGGCAUCCCAUAUAUCCCCGAAGGACAAUGGCUAUGUAGAAAAUGCAUGGUAUCACCAGAGAAUCCAGUGUCGUGCAUAUUCUGUCCUGGUGAAGGUGGCGCGUUCAAGCAAACCACAACCAAUCAAUGGGGCCACUUGCUCUGUGCUGUGUGGAUUCCUGAAGUCAGUUUGAGCAACAGUGUCUACAUGGAACCGAUUGAUAACAUUGAAAGUGUGCCCAAGAGUCGAUGGAAGCUUAGCUGUUACAUUUGCCGUCGUCGUCAUGGCGCUUGUAUUCAGUGCGAUAACAAGCAUUGCUUUGUGGCAUUUCAUGUUACCUGUGCAAGAUGGGCUCGACUCUGUAUGCGCAUGAAAUUGCACGGCACGCAUUAUGAUGGUGUUGUCUUGAAGGCUUACUGUGAUCGACAUACACCUCGCGAUUACAAAGAGACGGUGGAUGUGGAUGCUAAUUUGGCAGCAGCGCAGCAGUGGUUUAUAGAACACAAGCACGUGAUGCCUCGUAGACGCUAUGUAGAUGAGGAAGAGGACGAUGCGUAUGAUUACAAUGUGCAGCAGCAGAAAACCAAAUUACUGCCCACCUCGAAGGCUGCGAGAGCUCAUCAACAUCAGUAUACAGCAGGCGCACCUAUCGCCCCUGAAUAUGUGCUGGAUAAAUUGGAAAACCUGCCUUGUGUACGACAAGCCAAGAUCAAAAAAAAGAACAAUCUAAUUGCUAGCAUUUGUCGAUACUGGUCCUUGAAGCGUGAGUCGAGACGUGGAGCACCCUUACUGAAGCGACUUCACCUGGAGCCAUGGACAGCAUCGUCAUCCGAAUUGAAGCAAUCUGAAGUGGAAAAAGCACAAAAAGCAUCUUCCAUGAUGAGUCUACGAGCAGAUUUGGAAAAAGUGAGAAUGCUGACAGAACAAGUGCAGAAGCGAGAAAGACACAAGCUGGAUCGAGUUCGCAAACAGAAAGCCUACCUUGAAAUGAUACUCUAUCCUGUGGAGUUCAUUGUGCAUCCCAUAUUACGACAGCUGAUGGCCAUGGACAAAAAGGAGUUCUUCAGGUAUCCAGUGUCUCUGGAUCUAGCGCCAGAUUAUUACGAAGUGAUUGAGGAACCCAUGUCGUUUUCAGAGAUACAAGAAAAGUUGGCCUUGCAUCAGUACUCUACAGUGGAUGAAUUUGAGUAUGAUUUGAAUCUGAUCUGGAAGAACUGUUUAUUUUACAACAAGAAGGAGACGCUUUACUACAGAUUGGCUCAAAAACUCCAGAAACAAGCAGAAGAGUUGCUCGUGGAAGCGCAUGAAGACUUUAAAGCACUUCAAAUUCGCAAUGAAUCUGGUGCGUUGGAUGUCGAUAUUGAUCCCGAUAUUUUCGACUAUGGAUUACCCCCAGGAUACACAGCACCGCCUUUCCCACCACCAUUAGUGCCCUUGGCGACUACUACAGAAAAGGAACAUGUGCCUGAUCUGAGCAGUGUCAGUAGUUUGAGUAGCGCCAUCGACUUAUCUCAGAGCACAAGCAGUUCAAGUAGUACCAAUGAUAGCAACCAGCAUGCAACAGCGCACAGAAAGAGAGCUGCUAGUGAUGAAGAUUCGCCAGAUAGUAUCAAAAAGCGCACUCGAUCAGGCAUCAAAACAGCCCAGACUUUCGAUUCACGUUCAUUGCGAUCACGACGAGCGGAACAAACCGAACCCGAAUUGUCCUCUACACCCUCACUGUCACCCUCUACUUCCGCUACCACCUCUCGAAAGCGCAAACGCACGACUUCGCCCACACAAUCUGAAUUGCCAUCAUCUAUGCCUAUCGCAUCCACAACGCCGAAAACCAAGGUUCAACUCAAACGUACCAGAAAAAUCUCAUCAUCUUUAUCACAGCCAAGGCUGAAAACAAUUGAUACCUACUUUAAGAGGCAAUCCAAGGAAGGAAAUCCACCAGCAAAAUCAACCACCACCACCACCACAAAUAAAUCCGAUAGAAAGCUGAGAGACGCAUCAGGCUCAACCUUACCACCACCUUCAUCCGCCAAACCACCUACUACAGUCAAAUUCACAGACGGAGAACUUGUUUGGGCCCGUGUAAGAGGCUUUCCACCACAUCCAGCAAGCAUUGUUGAUCCCAAACAUACCAAAAAGAAGAUUCCUGAUAAUGUGCUUGCGCUCACAAAGACAGACAAACUUCAUGUGCUUGUUGAAUUCUUUGAAGUGAGUGAUUCACACAUGUGGGGCUGGAUCGACAAAACCGAAAUCAAUCCAUUUGGUUACCUUGAGAAAGACAAGGAAAUGCUGCUGUCAGCCAAAAGAAGCAAAAAGCCAGGCCGUAUCAAGGAAGUCAAGAAGGGCUAUAAAUAUGCUUGUAAUUUAGCUCAUAUUGAUGCCACCGUUGCUCUUGCUGCCAUUUUCGCAAAAUUCUAA
Molecule: messenger RNA, 3231 nt
Organism: Mucor velutinosus
Lineage: Eukaryota; Fungi; Mucoromycota; Mucoromycetes; Mucorales; Mucoraceae
Exons: 8
Coding region: 1-3231 (1076 amino acids)
Biological process (GO): regulation of transcription by RNA polymerase II
Cellular component (GO): MOZ/MORF histone acetyltransferase complex
Molecular function (GO): protein binding
Source: RefSeq, a predicted model, not a curated record